Molecule: messenger RNA, 1536 nt
Organism: Closterium sp. Naga37s-1
Lineage: Eukaryota; Viridiplantae; Streptophyta; Zygnematophyceae; Desmidiales; Closteriaceae
Source: the annotation of a GenBank genome assembly
AUGGCUGCGCCAACCAUUCGCAUCCAGGCUGCCGUAGUUCUGGCUCUCCUCCUCUCAUGUAAGAGGCAGUGGUAUCCAAUUCUCCCAUACCUCCGCACCGCCAAUAACGCCCUCACUUCCCACUUCCCUGAUUUUACAUAUCUUCUGCGUGCAGCAUCAGUGAGUGGCCCUCUGGUGAUGUGUGGCUCUGGCGAGACGGAGGGGUCAGCCCAGCUGGAGCUCGUGAGAAGGGGCGUGGCUCUCUUCCUUACAUACAAGCUCACCACCCAGGCCGGCACUCGCCCCUCCUCCAAACCCCACCUCCUCACCACCAACCCCUGCCCCUCCUCCUCCUCCACCACCACUGCGACCACCGCUUCUCUCUCCCUCAACCCAGCUCUCUCGGCUCAUCUUGGCAGCUCUCUCACUGCCAAUCCCCUCAACGCCACCGCGGGCGCUGCUGCUGGAGCCUCAGCCAGUCUUCUCAACACCUCUGCGGGUGUUGGUGCUACCGUUGGGGCAUCUCUUCCCAAUGGAACGGUGGAUGCAACAGGAGGUGUCUUGGCGUCUGCUGGACUCAUGGGCACAUCCGUGGGUGUUGGCGCUACUCUUGGAGCGUCUCUUCCCAACGGAACGGUGAACACAGCAGGAGGUGUCUCUGCCUCCACAGGUCUGCUCAACACAUCAGCAGGAGUGGGCGCUGGUGCUGCAGUCUCUCUCCCCAACGGCUCUGUCGCUGCAGCGGGUGAUCUCUCUGCUUCCACCGCCCUCCUCAACACAUCCGCUGGUGUUGGAACCACCGUUGGCGUCUCCCUUCCCAACGGCUCUGUCUCUGGAUCCGGUUCUCUGGCUGCUUCCACUGGACUCCUCAACACAUCAGCCGGGGUAGGAGCCACGGCCGGGGUAUCCCUUCCCAACGGCACUGUCGGUGCAACGGGCGGCGUUGCUGCGUCCACGGGGCUGCUCAACACGUCUGCUGGUGUUGGCGCCAGCAUUGGCGCUUCCCUUCCCACUGGCACUGCAUCAGCAGCAGGAGGCCUCUCUGCCUCGUCCGGUCUGCUCAACACGUCAGCCGGAGUGGGAGUAGGAGUAGGCGUGUCUCUCCCCAAUGGCUCCCUCUCGGGCUCUGCCUCCCUUGGUGCCUCCUCCCCUCUCCUCAACACUUCAGCCGGCGCCGGGGCUGCUGUCAACGCAGGCUCGGGCGGCGUCAACGCCAACCUCGGAGCCUCGGCAAACCUCGGCGGCUCGGUCUCUGGCCUCAUCUCCGGCGUGGGCGGGGCUGUGGGGAAUCUUGUAGGCUCGGUGGGGAGCAUGGCAGGCUCGGUGGUAGGCUCGAUGGGCAACAUGGGAGCCUCGGUUGGGGUUUCUCUCUCCCCGAUUGCGGUGCUGAACGGUGGGUGGGUGGCUACCAGUGGUGGCGCCUACGCCAUGGUCGGGCAGACCCGAGUGUCGGCAGCGCUGGCAUCGGCCCUCGUCACCCGCAUGUCUACCAACCUGCCCCUCUUCCUCACCAUGCAGGUGGGAGCGCAGGGCAGCCUUGUAGCCAGGAUGGAGUAG